Acanthoscelides obtectus is the source of this 1264-nucleotide messenger RNA. The record is from the annotation of a GenBank genome assembly. Lineage: Eukaryota; Metazoa; Arthropoda; Insecta; Coleoptera; Chrysomelidae.
AUUGUAGAUCCUAUCGUCCUCAAUAAGGUCCUGUCUUCUGGUGAUCAAACAUGUCCUUGCAAAACUACCGCUAGAUGUCAGGAAUAAAAACAAGGAACGGAGAUGGAGAUGUCGUCACAAUCAUUUUUGAGGUAUCCUGGGCUUUGACAAUGUGUCAUUAUGUCAUGUUGUUAACAUUUUAUUUGUUAUGAUGUUUAUUUUGCUGGGAAAGUACUACAGGGUGUUCGACUAUUGGAAGAUGAAGUUCAUCUAAAUGUGAUAAGUAAAAAUACAAUUCAAGAAAUUUUACAUUAUGGGGGAGUCUACCGAAAAUAAUAUACUCGAACAAUACAGAAACACUUCUGGUAAACUAAGAAAGCGUUUUCUUCGAAAACCAAAUGUAACUGAGGCAUGUGAAUCUUUCACAACUUUAGCAAAGCAAUGUGAGAGUCUGGAACUGCCAGCAUAUGCUGGUUUGUGCUGGAUUGCUGCUGCAAGAUGCGAAGGAUCUUUGCUAAAUAACACAGGGGAAACAUCCUCUUUAGUACAGUCAGCAAGGCAGUUUUUUAAAGCUGAAGAGAAUGAUUUUAAUUUAGGGUGCAGUAGUGUCUCUGGAGAAUAUCUUCAGGCUGGCCUUAGCUGCUAUGCACAUGCUGCUACAAGGUACCCUGAAGGAUGUAUCAUUCCAAUUGGACUAGAUUUGGAAAUAGUAGAUUUCUUAAAAUGUAUUGACAGAUCUGAGUUUGUACACAGUUACUUGAAUGAUGCUGUAGAGUUAUCAAAAGGAGGAUGCGAUACUUACAAACACUGUUUGGAACUUUUAGCAUCACAUUUUAUUGACAUUGGAGAUUAUUUGGCAGCCCUUCAAACAUUACUGGAAAUAGCAAAGUUACUGCAAAUUCUACCCCUAAAUGGUGCCAGAUGUGAGGCAUUGCUUAACUGUGAGAUAAUCUGUGUUUUUCUUUUACUUAUUUUGCGACCUAGUGCACAAAAACUAUCAUCUGAUCUCACAAAAAUCUUAGAGAAGUAUACUUGGGGAGAUGAAAAUGAUCCUAGUCUAAAAGUUUCAAAAAUGUCAGCCGAGUUGUUCCUGUUACUCCAGUCAUUGGUGACUAUAUGUCAGUCAGUUGAUACUAGUGGUUUGGUAGAUUUGGAAGCUGAUUUCUGGCCAUGGCUUUCUAAGCAACAAAAGGAAUUAUUAAGAACUUUAGUAAAAAACUAUUAUCAUUGUAUAUGUCUUUUAGUUCAUUACCCCCCCAAUUUCUUAUACAGAGUGUUCAUUUGA